Lacerta agilis (Sand lizard) is the source of this 1365-nucleotide messenger RNA. It is a transcript of the gene NR6A1, whose product is annotated as nuclear receptor subfamily 6 group A member 1. Gene Ontology annotation, biological process: regulation of DNA-templated transcription. NCBI's taxonomy places the organism in Eukaryota, Metazoa, Chordata, Lepidosauria, Squamata, Lacertidae. Bases 16 to 1350 code for a protein of 444 amino acids. Gene Ontology annotation, molecular function: sequence-specific DNA binding; DNA-binding transcription factor activity; zinc ion binding. The record is from RefSeq and is a predicted model, not a curated record. The transcript is spliced from 9 exons.
ACGGAUGUUGAACCGAUGAACUCGCCUUCCUCCGUGCUCCCCUUGAACGCCGGCAGCGAGCGGGCCGACCAGCGCACCUGCCUGAUCUGCAGCGACCGUGCCACGGGCCUGCACUACGGCAUCAUCUCCUGCGAGGGCUGCAAGGGCUUCUUCAAGCGCAGCAUCUGCAACAAGAGGGUCUACCGGUGCAGCCGCGACAAGAACUGCGUCAUGUCCCGCAAGCAGCGCAACCGCUGCCAGUACUGCCGCCUGCUGAAGUGCCUGCAGAUGGGGAUGAACCGGAAAGCGAUCCGCGAAGAUGGCAUGCCCGGAGGCAGGAACAAGAGCAUCGGACCUGUCCAGAUCUCCGAGGAGGAGAUUGAGAGGAUCAUGUCCGGACAGGAAUUUGAAGGCGAGGCCAACAUCUCGUGGAGCAACAACGGAGACAGCGACAACAGCUCCCCCGGCAACGGGGUGUCGGAGAGCAACCAGCCCUCGCCCGUCUCCACUCCGUCUUCAUGCAGAUCCGUCGAGCUGAACGGAUUCACUGCACUCAGGGAUCAAUAUAUGGGGGCGCCGGUUCCGGCCCCCUACCAGUACCUCCCGCACCUUCUGAGCUGCCCGGCUCACUCGGCCCUGCUGCCCCCGCAACCCCGAAGCCUCGACCCGCAAGCCCACGGCCACCUCAUCAGCCAGCUGGUCUCGGCCGAGGACCUGGACCCCCUCGGCACCCCGAUGCUCAUCGAAGACGGGUACAAAGUGACCCAGUCGGAGCUCUUUGCGCUGCUGUGCCGCCUGGCCGACGAGCUGCUCUUCCGCCAGAUCUCCUGGGUGAAGAAGUUGCCCUUCUUUGGGGAGCUCUCCAUCAAGGACUACACCUGCCUCCUCAGCUCCACCUGGCAGGAGCUGGUCCUCCUCUCCUCGCUCACCGUCUACGGCAAGCAGAUCUUCGGCGACCUGGCCGACGUCACUGCAAAGUACUCCCCCUCCGACGACGAGCUGCACAGGUUCAGCGAAGAAGGGAUGGAGGUGAUGGAACGGCUUAUCUACCUCUACCGCAAGUUCAGCCAGCUCAAGGUCAGCAAGGAGGAGUACGCCUGCAUGAAAGCCAUCAACUUCCUCAACCAAGAUAUCCGAGGCCUGACAAACACCUCCCAGCUGGAGCAGCUGAACAAGCGGUGUUGGUACGUCUGCCAAGAUUUCAUGGAGUUCAAGUACCCCCAUCAGCCGAACCGCUUCCCCGAUCUGAUGAUGUGUUUGCCGGAGAUCCGAUACAUUGCAGGGAAAAUGGUCGGCGUCCCCCUGGAGCAGCUGCCCCUCCUCUUCAAGGCCGUUCUGCACUCCUGCAAGUCCAGCGCCGGCAAAGAGUGAGCCGCGGUUGGAGGG